Molecule: messenger RNA, 3225 nt
Organism: Cuculus canorus (common cuckoo)
Lineage: Eukaryota; Metazoa; Chordata; Aves; Cuculiformes; Cuculidae
Gene: GALR2
Product: galanin receptor 2
Exons: 2
Coding region: 392-1444 (350 amino acids)
Biological process (GO): G protein-coupled receptor signaling pathway
Cellular component (GO): membrane
Molecular function (GO): G protein-coupled receptor activity
Source: RefSeq, a predicted model, not a curated record
CUGCCCGCACUUCCCUGCGGGAUAACGUGAGGAGCGGGGUGCUCUCGCCUCAGAGCGGUGCACGUGAUUCCCGGCUCGGCUGGGCCAACUGGGUCUCGGUGCUGCCCCGCGGGACCGGGUCGGAGUGGCGGCCGAUAGGUCACAGUUCUGUCUCCCCUCGGGAACAACCGGUCCCGGCCCGCCCCCCCCCCCCCCCGAGGGCUGCGAGGGGGAGCUCUGCUGCGGCCGGGGGCCCUCGGGCCCCCCUGCGGGCGGAGUAGGAGCGAGGAGGGAGCGGCGCCCGGAGCCCCUGGCAGCGGCCCCGCGGGUCUCUCCACGCCCUCGGCGCUCCCGCUGAUCGCCGUGUGCCCCUUUCCCAUGCAUCCCCACCGCGCUCCGUGCGUGCACAGCCAUGAACGGCUCGGAAGCGGGCUCUGGGGUGGGCUGGCAGCCCGAGUCGCUGAUCGUCCCGCUGCUGUAUUUCAUCAUCUUCCUUGUGGGCACGGUGGGCAAUUGCCUGGUGCUGGCUGUGCUGCUGCGCAACGGGCAGGUGAAGAACACCACCAACCUCUUCAUCCUCAACCUGGGAGUGGCUGACCUCUGCUUCAUCGUCUUCUGUGUCCCCUUCCAAGCCACCAUCUACACCCUGGACGGCUGGGUGUUUGGGCCCUUCAUGUGCAAGGCCGUCCACUUUUUCAUCUACCUCACCAUGUAUGCCAGCAGUUUCACGCUGGCCACCGUCUCCCUUGACAGGUAUUUGGCCAUACGAUACCCCCUGCACUCGAGGGAGCUGAGAACGCCCAGAAAUGCCCUCAUGGCCAUCUGCUUCAUCUGGGGGCUGUCCUUCAUCUUCUCAGGCCCUUACCUCAGCUACUACCAGCAGUUCCAGUUGGCCAACCUGACUGUCUGCCACCCCAUCUGGGAGAUCUCCCAGCGCAAGGUCAUGGACAUCUGCACCUUCAUCUUCAGCUACAUCAUCCCGGUGCUGAUCCUGAGCCUCACUUACAUGCGGACUAUUCACUACCUGUGGAGGUCCGUGGACCCUCUUCAAGACAUGUCAGAGUCCAAGAAGGCCAAGCGGAAGGUCACCAGGAUGAUCAUCAUUGUAGCCAUCCUGUUCUGCCUCUGUUGGCUGCCCCAUCACCUGAUCAUCCUCUGUGUCUGGUUCUGGUAUUUCCCCCUCAAUCAUGCUACAUAUGUGCUCCGCAUCCUCUCGCAUCUCAUCUCCUAUGCCAACUCCUGUGUGAACCCCAUUGUCUAUGCCCUGGUCUCCAAACACUUCCGCAAGGGUUUCAAGAAGAUCUUCAUCUGCCUCUUGCACAAGAAGGUAGCCAACAAGGUGCACGUGGCCCAGAUGGUGAACACUGUCAGCAUGCUGGACGCAGAGCUCAGUGAGGUGACCCACAUCAGCAAAGCCCAGCCCAAACACUCCUCCCUGUGCUGCAAGGUCCCAGCCCAGCCCUGAUGGGAGGCAGAGUCAAUAGAACAUCAGCAGAAAGCAGGUGGCUCCUUCAUCACCUUCAACACCACUUAGCAGACGUCCUUCCCACCCCACAGCUUUGCAGUCUCCUGUAGCAUCACGAGCGUGGGGAUGGGCUGCAUUUUGGGUUGAAAUGCAUCAAAUUGUACCCUUCAUUCAAAUGCACCCAGAUUGUCUUAACUGUUAAAGUAAUGCUGCUGGCUACGGACUGAGCCAAGUGACCAACGGAGGAUCAAAGGGCAGGAUUUGCUUCUACUGAGCACUUGCUGAGACCAGAGAGAUCAAACCCCCAAACCAGCUCUGGUGUAAUCACCCGCUCCUCUGUCACAGAUUUACACCCUGUUGCACCUAUACCUGAAGCCUUCUGAAAGCUCUGGUUCCUCCAACCAACGCAGCACCUGGCUGGAGUUACCAGAGUGCACCGCUAGGGACAUUUGGGAAGUCCUGGUUCAUUUGUAUCCCAGUUCAGGAGCUGUUUCCCAGGGCAGCACUGACUACAGCCACAUGGGCACAAACCCAGCUCAGGUAGGAAAACAGCAUAGAAAUCAGGAGACAAACCUUCCUGGCACAGCCAGUACUGGCUGGGCUUUCGCAUUGCCCCGGGGCUUGUGGGAAGUUUACCUAAGAUGGACCAUGGCUGGAAGCAGCAUCCAUAGCCGAGAUGAGUGUCAUAGCCCAAGGACAGCACUGCUGAGGCCACAGGGCACCACUCCGCAUUGCUGACCAUGGCUCAUCCCUGCCAUUCUGGUGUGUGACCGGCUCUUCAGAGCAUCUGCAAGUCACCGAGGACAGUGCGGAGGGAGGCUGUUUGCCAGUGGAGCACAGCUGUGGCACCAUGGGAGAAGUUAUGCUGCCAGAUGGGACAUCAGCGAGUCAGUGCUGGAGAGGCUUUUAAUGCCUCCAUACAGCUUGGGCACAGCUCAGCAUCUCAGCCCUGGCAAGGUGUUGCAGAGAAGAGCAAAGUGGGGCACUGGCGCUGUUUUCCUGUGGUCACCAUGUGGCCAGUCAGCUGGCCAGUCAGGGCUAUGUGGGUGCUGGGGGAGACAAGCUGCAAUAAAGCCCUUCAUCCUACAUCCCAUGUCCUGCUGCCUUGAGACCCCCCCCAUGGUCCACAGCAGAGGAGAGGUGGGCGGUGGGAGCCACUGGCCCAAGCAAAGCCACAGGCAGUGGGGGGGAGCGGAGGAUGUGCCUUAUCUCUGAGCAGGCCCAUCCAGGAACAGCCCCACACUGCCCUUAAAGCAUCCGUACCCAUACACACAAGGCUGAUGUGACUCAACACGUCCCUUGCUCCACAAGUGGCUGAGCCCUGCAACUGACGGCAGCCGAGGGCUUUAUUUAAGGGCCUAUCCUUUUCCUUACAGAAAAGCAUAACUGAAUGGGAUCAAUAAACUCUUUCAACAAUCCUGUGGCACAGUGCAGCCAGAGGAGGUGGUAGAAGCACACGGGAGAUGGGCUGGGCUGUGCUGAGCAUCCCUACAAUGCCCAGAGCUGUACUCCAACUGCACCAAGUGCCCAUCAGGAUCAGGUCUCUAUAAAUUGCUGUUACAGAGGGUGUAAAUCUGCCUGCACAGAUUUCCCUCCUCGUGACAUCCCUGUGGCAGAACUGGGAUGUGAUGCAGGAGACUAUCUCUAUCUGCAACCAUGGCUGUCCCCAGGGCUCUGCUCCAGGGUCUGGGUCCAGGUCCUGAUGCAGCCCUCCUCAGCACCACGCUGUCCUCCAGCCAUCCCCAGUGCUUGGCCUUUUUCCUUGGCAAGCUUUUGGCUGU